UUAUCCCCCCGCUAAAGUGACACCGCAAGACCUUAGAGCUAACUCCCAGAGCAGUAUCCGUCUAGUUGCAGGGCCGGAGAAAGCCGCAGACCCCCUUUGGCCCGCUUCUUUUUCUCACCACUCAGCAACGCACUCACCUCAGCAUUUUACAAAGCCUGCAGAGAGAAAGGAGAAACCUCCCUGGCGCAUUCUCUGGUUCCCCGGGGCAGAGAGAGCGGCAGCAGGGAGGGAGAACGCGGUGGGGCCGUGAGGAUGGCGGACGUGUUUAGCGGGCGGAUCCUUGUCAACAAGGAUGGGGACACGGUGGAGCCCGAAGAGGUGCUGCAGAACAGGGGUGGGAUUGGUAUCUUCUCAGCAGGCUGGUGCUCCCCUUGCAGGGACUCACUCCCGCUCCUCUGCGACUUCUACACGGAACUGGUGGAAGAGACCCAUCCGCCGGCCCCCUUCGAAAUAGUCUUUAUUUCCUCCGACCGCACCCCGGAGGAGAUGGUAGAUUAUAUGCACGACAUGCACGGGGAGUGGUUAGCCCUACCUUUUCACGACCCCUUCAAACAUGAUUUGAAGAAGAGGUAUAAUAUCACAGCCAUACCUAAGCUGGUGGUGGUGAAACAAACUGGAGAGGUCAUCACUGACAAAGGACGGAAACAAAUUAGAGAACAAGGACUCUCCUGCUUCCAAAACUGGUUGGAAGGAGCUGACAUCUUUCAGAAUUUUUCUUACUGAGUUUGGAAAUAAUGGCAUACAAGGCAGUGGGCAACCUUAGGGUGCAGUCAUCAUACAAUUUUCAUAGUUCUGAAGAUUAUUCUUAUCAUACUGACGGCAAAAGUAAAGGGCAAAAACAUUAAUGUCCCAUUGUCAAUUAGUAUUUAUUUUAUUAUACUUCAUGAGAGAGGCGCUAAGAAAGAACGUUAAAUAAAUGUUUCUCAGGAAAAAUAUCUUCUUUAUUCUGAUUAUGUAGGCUCAUUUAUUACUUUUGCUAUUUUCAGGGUAAUCCUGUUAAUGAUACUAAGAGCCUAAUGAAUCACUCCUGAGUGAUAACUGGCUGGACAGGCCAGUAUGUUAGUUUUUUGAAAAUCUAU
This is a messenger RNA of Dromiciops gliroides (monito del monte), 1079 nucleotides long. It is a transcript of the gene NXNL2, whose product is annotated as nucleoredoxin like 2. NCBI's taxonomy places the organism in Eukaryota, Metazoa, Chordata, Mammalia, Microbiotheria, Microbiotheriidae. The record is from RefSeq and is a predicted model, not a curated record. Gene Ontology annotation, biological process: photoreceptor cell maintenance; sensory perception.